UAUAUUGAUCCCCUUAUCCACGUCACCACCCAAAUUCCUACAUGUACGCUGACGUGUACGAUGACAUGGCACAUUAUUGGCCCUCACUACCUCCACGUCAUCACAAAGAAUAUAAUAUCAUCGUGUUCUAUGAACCAGUAGAUCGAAAACGCUUCUGUGUGUUGUAAAACGUCCUUUUACGAACCCUAGAUUUACUCUUCAUCUGAAUACGAUUCAAUUGACGAUAAUUUGUGACGUUUUUGUUGAAUUCUGUUGAUUAUUUUUCAGAAUUUGAGUUUACAGUUGCUUGUUAGCAGAUGAUUUGACCGAAUUUGAGUGUUUCAGCUAUAUUUUUCAGAGUUUGAGCAUACAGUUCUCCGUUAUCUGCGUAUUAUUCGCUUAAAUGAUACGGUAACCGGCAGUUUUAUUCCUUGGAGACAAAGUUAUGUGCCACUUCUCUUCGAAGAAAGAAUUAUUUUUGCUGUGGCAGACGUGCACUGUAUUCUUAAUUGUUUCGUUUGAAUCUGGUUGAUGAGGAGUGUUGGGGCGAGCACUAGUGUCCCGGCAACGUACAGUUCUGCAGAACUCAAUCACCAUAACCGAAAGGAGCUGAAGGAAGUGAGAGAUGGAGCUGCAUUUAAUGGUCAGAUAGUGUCUGAGGAAGAUGAGUCAAGGGUUAAUGGCGAUGUAAACGGUGGUAGGAAAAUAGAGUUGGUCAAAUCACAGGAUGCUGUUAAACGACAGCAGCAGCAGCAACCUCAAGGGCCUGUGAUUCAGUGGGAGAGGUUUCUGCCUCUUAGGUCCCUCAAAGUUUUGCUUGUGGAAGAUGAUGACUCAACUCGACAAGUUGUCAGUGCCCUGUUACGUAAUUGCAGCUAUGAAGUUACUGCUGUAGCAAACGGUUUAGAAGCAUGGAAAGUACUGAUUGAUCUCAACAAACAAAUCGAUCUAGUUUUAACAGAGGUAGUGAUGCCAUAUCUAUCAGGAAUAGGCCUUUUGACCAAGAUCAUGAACCUCGUGCCCCGCAAAAAUAUUCCAGUGAUCAUGAUGUCAUCUGAUGACUCUAUGGGUAUAGUCUUUAACUGUUUAUCCAAAGGUGCAGUUGACUUUUUAGUCAAACCCAUUCGAAAGAAUGAGCUUAAAAACCUCUGGCAGCAUGUGUGGAGGAAAUGUCACAGUUCUAGCGGUAGUGAGAGUGAGAGUGGUGUUGGUGCUCAUAAACCUACAAAUGCGAGAAGAAUUGAAGUAUCCGAUGACGAUAGUGAUGACAGCGAUGAGGAUGAUGACAGGAGCAUAGGCCUGACCGCUAAGGACGGAAGUGAUGAUGGUAGUGGCACUCAGAGUUCCUGGACAAAAAAAGCGGUUGAAGUUGAAAACACAAAGUAUUCGUGGGACCAAUUAACGGGGGCACCUGAUAGCACGUGUGCCCAGGUUAUCCAUGCGAGACCAGCAAGAGAGCAUGCUGGAGAGGAUGAUAAAUUAGGGAAAGAUUUGGAAAUAGGAGCCCCUAGAAAUUCAGAAAAAAAAAUUGAAUCAAACUUGAAAGAAGCGAGUGAACCAAGAACCAAAUCUGUUAAUAACGGUAUGGUUGCUAAAGCAAAUGAAUCGCUAAAUAACAAGGGCCCACCUGCCCUUGAACUCAGUUUGAAGAGACCACUAGACUUGGAGGAUACCGAUACCAGCACCCAUAAACGAAAUGUUUUAAAACAGUCCGACCUUUCGGCUUUUUCGAGGUAUAACACGACAUCCAAUGCCAAUCAAGCUCCAACCGCAAACGUAGGCAGCUGUUCACCAGUAGACAUUACUAUUAGCUCAGAAGCAGCAAAACCCGCGAACAUACAAUCUAACUCAAACGGAGCCCCGAAUCUAGGAUCUAACGGUAGUAGCACUCAGAACAACGAUAUGGGCUCGAGCACCAACAAAGCAUUGGAUGACAAAGCAAUUGUUCCCGGUCUUUGUGACGGUGACAAGGCAGCAUCACAGUUUCAAGUCCGCCACCAUUACCACCACUACCACCUCCAUCACCACCAUCAUGUCCAUGAGACACAACAGCAGCAAGAAUCGGCUACACAGGCUGAAGGAAAUGCUGCUAAUUAUGGAAGUGGAUCGGGUGGAAGUAACAAUAAGAGUAAUGGCGAAAAUGGCAGUUGUGGCGAAAAGGUCAUAGCUGAAGGAGGUGAUAAUGGAGUUGCUGAGAAGGGUAAAACGGGAAAUUUAAGUGGAAGUGGAAGCGCGAGUGGUGUUGAUCAAGACCGAUUAGCUCAGAGAGAAGCCGCCCUUAAUAAAUUCCGCCAAAAGAAGAAAAAAAGAUGCUUUGAAAAAAAGGUACGAUACCAGAGCAGGAAGAAGCUGGCAGAACAGAGACCUCGGGUUCGUGGGCAAUUCGUUAGACAAGGGGUGAACGGGAAGGAUGCGGAUUCAUAACGUUUAUUUGGAUUAUGGAAUAUGUAUAUGAAGGUGAAUUAUGUAGAUAUGAAGGGAACAUUUUCCAUCAAGGACUCUUCAGAAAGAAGAAAAAGUGCAGACUCCCCUCAUUGGUGUGGUAAGUUUCUGUUUUAUAAGGUCUCUGGUUUGAUCCUAAUAGGGAAAGACUCUAUGCCCAAUAAAGAAUUCUAUAAUUUUAUUUUAAUUUGGUUGUUGGACUCAUUUUGUGCGACUUUAACGACACUUUUUAUGUGUUUAUGUUGUUUAAUCAAUGUACAUUCAACUUUUAUGCC
Helianthus annuus (common sunflower) is the source of this 2696-nucleotide messenger RNA. Its product is annotated as two-component response regulator-like PRR73. NCBI's taxonomy places the organism in Eukaryota, Viridiplantae, Streptophyta, Magnoliopsida, Asterales, Asteraceae. Gene Ontology annotation, molecular function: protein binding. The transcript is spliced from 9 exons. Gene Ontology annotation, biological process: cytokinin-activated signaling pathway; phosphorelay signal transduction system. The record is from RefSeq and is a predicted model, not a curated record. Bases 511 to 2403 code for a protein of 630 amino acids.